CCUCAAAUAUGUCAAAUCUAUAAGUAUAACUAGUUAAGAAACCUGAUGCCAAAUAUCCAAGAGUGAAUGAUGUGUUCCAGGUUAAGACAACAUCAACACCAACAGCCACUCAACUCAAAGAUGGCGAAGUCUUGUUGGAAAAUCUGUACUUCUCCAUUGAUGCAGCAAUGAGAGUAUGGAUUAGUGGUGCCAAGACUUAUGUAGAUCCUGUCCUCCCUGGUAAUACUAUGUUUGGACAAGCUGUAUCAAGAGUUCUAGCUUCAAAGAGUGAGAAGUUCUAAAAAGGGGAUUAUGUGAUUGGCAUUGUCAAUUGGACAUUGUAUCAAAUCACUAGCGAUGCCAAGUUGCAUCUCGUUAAAAGAGGAGGUGACAUUGAUGACUUGACUGGAUACUCCUUGUUAGGCCCACUCGGAAUUAGUGGAUUGACAGCUUUUGUUGGAUUCGAAGCCAUUGGAAAACCAAAGGAAGGAGAGACUGUAGUUAUCUCUGCUGCUGCUGGGGCUGUUGGAGAAAUUGCAGUCCAAUUGGCUAAAACCUAUUACAAGUGCAAAGUCAUUGGAAUUGCUGGUGGACCAGAAAAAUGUGAUUAUGUCAAGAAACAAUUGGGUGCACAUGAUUGCAUCGACUACAAAAAUGAAAAUCUCAGUAAAAGACUCAGAGAAUUGACACCCAAUGGAAUACAUGUCUAUUUUGAUAAUGUAGGUGGAGAAAUGCUCGAUGAAAUAUUGAUGCAUAUCACAGAUCACACAAGAAUUAUUCUGUGCGGAGCCAUUGCCACAUACAACUAAACUGGAGAACCAUAUAAGGUGAAGAAUUACCCUAGAUUAAUUAUAAAAAGAGCAGUCAUGCAAGGAUUCCUUUACUUUGAUCAUCCUGAAUUGUUCAAGCCAGGAUAAGCUACCAUAACAUAAAUGCUCAAACAAGGCCAAAUGAAAAUAAGAUAUGAUGUUCAAAAUGGACUAGAAUAAGCUCCAAAUGGAUUGGCUAAACUCUUAUUGGGCUAAAACAAUGGCAAAGUUGUUGUCAAAGCCAAAUCAGAUCAACCAAAACUUUGAUUAGUUGAGUAUAUAUAACAAAUGUUGGAUUAAUAAUAUUAUUU
Messenger RNA from Paramecium tetraurelia, 1099 nucleotides. RefSeq lists its product as uncharacterized. Gene Ontology annotation, molecular function: oxidoreductase activity, acting on the CH-CH group of donors, NAD or NADP as acceptor. Lineage: Eukaryota; Ciliophora; Oligohymenophorea; Peniculida; Parameciidae. The transcript is spliced from 4 exons. The record is from RefSeq and is a predicted model, not a curated record.